Molecule: messenger RNA, 3447 nt
Organism: Oncorhynchus mykiss (rainbow trout)
Lineage: Eukaryota; Metazoa; Chordata; Actinopteri; Salmoniformes; Salmonidae
Source: RefSeq, a predicted model, not a curated record
UGACAUCAUCAAGGAGAUGUCGAACUGGAGGAUUCUGGGAUUUGGAGUUGUCUACGUUUGUUACAAUUAGCAGAUGGAAGUUGAUUAGCUUAUUUCAGAUGUCUGUCCCCUGAUAAAUUACAGGACAAUUGUUGCAAUGUUUUACUAAUGUCUCUCUUCUGGAAGAAAUUCAUGAAGAAUAUGAAUUGAAUAGCCUUACAUUUUCAUAUCAAAUAGGCUAAAUGACAUAGUCCUAUUUUUUGACCUAUUCGAAAUGAAAUAUUGAAUAUCCCACUCAUCAUGCAUGUACGUUGAGAUCCUUGUGUGUGGUGAAUGAGCUAUGGUGAAUCCGUGUGUUCUCAGCGAUGAUGCAUAUACAACCUGUAUUCUAGAGGUACAUCGGCAUCGUGGUUGGCUGGCAGUCAAAGGGAGUGACCAACCCGGGAUUUCCAGUAGGAAAAAAAACGCAGAAACGUCAGAGCCACACACCAACACCGCAGCAAGACACGGAAUACCCCUCUUCUCCUCUCUCUUCUUCUCUCAGCAUAAGUCAGUACAGGGGUCCAUAUUCUCCAAGAAGCCGCACUAACGGAGAAUGUGGACAUCACCCUGUUCUGGAAUCUCCACUGCAUUCGAUCUUCUUCUCGUUCGGUUUUCCACCUUCUAAAACAAGAUAAUCAUCUUAUCUUGAGCCUAAAUCUCAACUAUGGACAAGCACCCAGGCUCCAACACGAUCAACCCCGCAUCCUACCAUGGGAAUCCGGCCGCACGGCGUUCGGACCGAGGAGUUGGCGGUCCGUGUCCGCACAGCCUGGGCUCAGAGGCAGGCACCGGUGGUGGGGUGUCCGGAGGCAGCGCGUCUACUCCGCAUCAAACCCACAAGCGGCGCCUGGAGGGGGUCCUCAAUAAAUACACCAACCUGCUACAGGGAUGGCAGAACAGGUAUUUCGUGUUGGAUCCGGACAUGGGUCAGCUGCAGUACUUUGUGAACGAGCACAGUAAGAGUCAGAAGCCUCGGGGAUCUCUGCCUCUCAUAGGGGCCUCUGUGGCCCUCAGCGAUGAACUACCACACAUGUUCACGGUCCACUCUGCCACUGGAGAGGCCUACAAACUCAGAGCUUCGGACGCUGGGGAACAGCAGCUGUGGAUGAGUCAGAUGCAGCUCUGUGCCCGGCGCCACUCUGACUCCAGUGCCAAGGGCCGGACACUCAGCUUCUCCGUGCUCCCUCCUCCACUCAGCCACCGCCACCCUGCCCCGCCCGUCGCCUCCUCCUUCACCUCCUCCUCACCUGGUACCCAGAGAAAACCUCUCUACCCUGGGGUUGGAGGGGUCGUCACCAUCACCCAUCACAGAUCCCCUGCUACGGCCCGCCGGGCCAGGACCCAGAACAACCAGAACUACCACCCUGCUCCAGGGAGGCUGAGCCAGGUCAAAGAGGUGAUGACCCAGGCGGAGGGCCAACAGAAGAACCUGGUUAACUCCAUAGAGUCCCUGCCCUCCCGUGGUCCUCUGUCCUCCUUAGACCAGGACCUUCUCCUCCUCAAGGCCACGUCAGCAGCUACCCUCUCCUGUCUGGGGGAGUGUCUCCACAUGCUGCAACACAAUGUCAGCCAGGCCGCGCAGCAUGUCACCCUGGGUCGCUCAGACAGCCAGGACCGGAGUCAGAGUCCCAUCCACAAACAGACGUCCAGCCAGAGUAACAGCAACAUCUCCAGUCAGACUCACAACCACAACCACAACCAGUUCAAGAAGCAGAUGAGCCUGGAUCCCAACCAUGUUCCCACCGCACCAUCAGACAGCUUCGCAGGAUGGUCUAGAUCUCCCUCAGAGAAGCAGGUGACCAGUAGAGGAGGGACACCUCUUCCACAUGUUCCCCCUCCAGCACACAUCAACAAGGAGGUGGUCAGCAACUCUGUGCCCCAGCAGGCCCCUCCCACCCCAGAGUCUAUAGACCCCAGUGAGGAGAUGACAGACACAGAGGACAACGAGGAAGAGGACCUGGGAGUCAGAGAGGACCAACGGAACAUUAUCCUUCACCUGCUGUCGCAGCUCAAACUGGGCAUGGACCUCACACGGGUGGUACUCCCUACCUUUAUCCUGGAGAAGCGUUCCCUCCUAGAGAUGUACGCUAACUUCAUGGCUCACCCAGACAUGUUCCUGAACAUUACCACGGGAACCACCCCAGAGGAGCGCAUCGUCCGAUUCGUGGAAUACUACCUGACCGCCUUUCACGAGGGGCGCAAGGGUGCCGUGGCCAAGAAACCCUACAACCCCAUCCUGGGAGAGAGUUUCAGGUGUUCCUGGGACGUCCCUCGAGAGAGAGUCCACUCACUGAGGACCAUGAGCUCUGUCCCUAACACUAACACGACACCUACUUCAAACCCCCCCCCUAACCCCGCCUCUUCCUCUAGAGGCUCUUCCCCUAAACCCGCCUCUUCCUCUAGAGUCUCUUCCCCUAACCCCGCCUCUUCCUCUAACCCCGCCUCUUCCUCUAGAGGCUCUUCCCCUAACCCCGCCUCUUCCUCUAGAGGCUCUUCCCCUAAACCCGCCUGUUCCUCUAGAGGCUCUUCCCCUAACCCCGCCUCUUCCUCUAGAGCCUCCCGCCGGACAGGGACGGAGGGCGGGGGUGCUCAGACAGAGGACUGUUACCGGGUAAGGUUUGUGGCGGAGCAGGUGUCACACCACCCACCCGUCACUGGGUUCUACUGCGAGUGUAAAGAGAGGAACAUGUGCGUCAACACCCACGUCUGGACCCGAAGCAAGUUCAUGGGCAUGUCCAUCGGAGUGUCUAUGGUCGGGGAAGGUGUUCUACGUCUGUUGGAGCAUGAUGAGGAGUAUGUGUUCACUCUGCCCUGCGCCUACGCCCGCUCCAUUCUUACCGUACCCUGGGUGGAGCUGGGAGGGAAAGUCACCAUCAGUUGUGCCAAGAGUGGAUACUCUGCCACCGUUACCUUCCAUACUAAACCCUUCUAUGGAGGAAAGAUACACAGAGUGACAGCGGAGGUGAAGCACAACUCGACGGGGACCAUAGUGUGUAAGGCCCAAGGGGAAUGGAACGGUACCCUAGAGUUCACCUACAGCAGUGGAGAGACCAAGGUCAUCAACACCUCCAAGCUGCCUGUCAUCAGGAAGAAGAUACGCCCCCUGGAGAAACAGGGACACUACGAAUCACGGCGUCUGUGGCAGCAUGUUACCUCAGCUCUGAGAUCAGGAAACAUUGACUCUGCUACAGAGCACAAACACUGUCUGGAGGAGAGGCAGAGAGCAGAGGGCCGACAGAGAGCUGCCUCCAACACACCCUGGACACCCAAGUACUUCAUCAAGGAGGGCGAGGGCUGGGUGUAUCACAACCCCUUGUGGAAGACCCACUGACGAGGGGAGGGGCCUCGGGGGGGAAGGGGCAACGUGCCAGCUGCCAAUCACAGCACAGCGAGCGGCCCGCUGGUGGUCAUGGCAACACACAGGGG